Messenger RNA from Bombus terrestris (buff-tailed bumblebee), 2117 nucleotides. It is a transcript of the gene Ttc30, whose product is annotated as tetratricopeptide repeat protein 30A. Bases 73 to 2049 code for a protein of 658 amino acids. Gene Ontology annotation, molecular function: intraciliary transport particle B binding; protein binding. The record is from RefSeq and is a predicted model, not a curated record. Lineage: Eukaryota; Metazoa; Arthropoda; Insecta; Hymenoptera; Apidae. Gene Ontology annotation, cellular component: axonemal microtubule; intraciliary transport particle B. Gene Ontology annotation, biological process: intraciliary transport. The transcript has 9 exons.
AGUGAGGUCAUUAAAACUUUAUUGUAUAGAGACAAUUCAAUGUUUUGUGAAUAGAAAAAUUAUCCUAAAAGGAUGACUACUUUUAUACCGAAUGUGCAUAUUAAAGAUGGAGAAUACACAAAAGCAAUUUAUUCAAUGAUUAAAGAACAACGAUAUUCAGAAACAAUAAAAGUUUUGAUUAUUCUUCUAGAUUUUUACCCCAUUUCUAGGCCUUGUUUGUCUCUUCUUGCUCACUGUUAUUUUUAUACACAAGAUUUCAUAGCUUCUGCACAAUGUUAUGAAAAAUUAGUUCAAUUAUGUCCUAAUGAAAGUAUAUAUAAGUUGUAUCAUGCUCAAUCUUUACACCAAGCAUGUAUGUAUCAAGAGGCUUGGACAAUAUGUUCCAACAUCAUUAAUCAAAGUAAUUUGGAAUUUAAAAUAAAGAAACUACAAGCAGCAAUAAAAUAUGGGCAAGAAGAUGUUGUCACUGCGAAAAAUCUUGUAGAUCAAUGUCCAAUGGAUGAUGUUGAUACAGAAAUUAAUUUAGGAUGUCUUCUAUAUAAGGAGGAACAGUAUGAACAAGCUCUAAAAAAAUUUGUAAAUGCAUUGCAAAUUGUAGGUUUCAAGCCUCAUUUAUCGUACAAUGUGGCACUUUGUUAUUUUAAAUUAAAAGAAUAUGCUGCAUCAUUAAAACAUAUCGCUGAUAUUAUAGAACAAGGAAUAAGGGAACAUCCAGAAUUAGGAGUGGGUAUGACAACAGAAGGUAUAGAAGUACGCAGUGUUGGAAAUACAUUAACACUUCAUGAAACAGCUUUAACAGAAGCAUUUAACUUGAAAGCAGCCAUAGAAUAUCAAUUACAAAAUUAUGAAUCAGCAAAAGAAGCAUUAACAGAUAUGCCUCCUAGAUCUGAAGAAGAACUUGAUGCUGUCACUUUGCAUAAUCAGGCUUUAAUAAAUAUGGAUACAAAACCAAAUGAGGGAUUUGAGAAACUUCAGUUUUUACUACAACAAAAUCCAUUUCCACCUGAAACUUUUGCAAACUUAUUAUUGUUAUAUUGCAAAUACCAAUAUUAUGAUCUAGCAGCAGAUGUUCUUGCUGAAAAUGUACACUUGACCUAUAAAUAUUUAACAUCAUAUUUAUAUGAUUUUUUGGAUGCAUUAAUCACACAACAAACUUCACCAGAAGAAGCAUAUCGCAAAUUUGACGAUCUCGGUAACAAACAUAUGGAAAUAUUGCGGAAAGCAACAAAAAGAGUUCAGGAAGCACGAUUAAAUCAUGACGAUAGCGCUGUUAAAAAAGCUGUUAAUGAUUACGAGGAAGCUUUAGAAAGAUAUGUUCCAGUUUUAAUGGCACAGGCUAAAAUUUAUUGGGAACUUGGAAAUUAUACGCAAGUCGAAAAAAUUUUUAGGAAAAGCGUCGAAUUUUGCAAUGAACAUGAUAUAUGGAAAUUAAAUGUAGCUCACACCCUUUUUAUGCAAGAAAAUAAGUUUAAAGAAGCAACGGGAUUUUAUGAGCCAAUUGUUAGAAAAAGAUAUGAUAAUAUUUUAGAUGUGAGCGCUAUAGUACUCGCAAAUUUAUGUGUAAGUUAUAUCAUGACAUCCCAAAAUGCGGAAGCUGAAGGAUUAAUGAAAAAGAUAGAAAAAGAAGAGCAAGUUGUUUCACGAGAGGAUCAAGAUAAAAAAUUAUUUCAUUUAUGUAUUGUGAAUUUGGUAAUCGGAACUUUAUAUUGUUCUAAAGGAAAUUACGAAUUCGGGAUAUCUAGAGUGAUGAAAAGUUUGGAACCUUACAAUAAAAAGUUAGGAACAGAUACUUGGUUUUACGCGAAGAGGUGUUUUCUGUCCCUUUUAGAACAGUUGGCUAAACAAUUAGUAGUUUUAAAAGACACUAUACUCCAGGAGUGUAUACAAUUUUUAGAACACUGUGAAGUUUACGGAAGGGACGUGGUAACAAUAGUAGAAGAGCCUUUUGAUAUGCAAGAUAUGUUUUCUAUUACUCCAAAUGGAAAGCAAACGGUUGUUUAUGAAGCGCGAUAUUUGAAAGCCCUAUUUUUAAAAUUACAGAUGUCUUAAAUAUAUAUAUAUAUAUUUAUUUAUAUUUAUUUAUUCAUAUUUAUAUAUGCAUAAUAUGUACAAAACUU